AAGUGUCCGGACUGGAAGGAGGGGGUGAAAGUGUCCGGACUGGAAGGGGGUGAAAGUGUCCGGACUGGAAGGGUGGGAAAGUGUCCGGACUGGAAGGGGGUGAAAGUGUCUGGACUGGAAGGGGGGGAAAGUGUCCAGACUGGAAGGGGGGGAAAGUGUCCGGACUGGAAGGGGGUGAAAGUGUCCGGACUGGAAGGGGGGGAAAGUGUCCGGACUGGAAGGGGGGGAAAGUGUCCGGACUGGAAGGGGGAGGGAAAGUGUCCAGAC
Molecule: messenger RNA, 267 nt
Organism: Staurois parvus
Lineage: Eukaryota; Metazoa; Chordata; Amphibia; Anura; Ranidae
Source: the annotation of a GenBank genome assembly